This is a messenger RNA of Cherax quadricarinatus, 5290 nucleotides long. Its product is annotated as TOX high mobility group box family member 3. Lineage: Eukaryota; Metazoa; Arthropoda; Malacostraca; Decapoda; Parastacidae. The record is from RefSeq and is a predicted model, not a curated record.
AAUGAGCCAUUUCCUGGAGGAUUUAAUCGGGAGGAUAUUGAUCCAGAUCAAUCAAUAACGCGUCGUUAAAAAGGGACGAGAGCUAACGGUGGUAUUGAUGAAGAUAUUAAUAUCAUACCCCAAAAGAAGGUUGACUGAAUCGCGCGCUAGCGACUACAAUUAUAGCAACAAAGUCUCCACACGGUAAAACACACACACACACACACACACAUAUAUACUCGCAAGGUGGGAACAUACACACGCGUGCGGGACUCUCCAAUGCUUGUCUUCAAGCCUUGGUGUCUCCUCUAGGGCCAGGGUUUUUGAGUGUGGCCAGAAAUUCGUGUGAGAAUACGCUGAAGGGCGAAGAUAGUGAACCUCGCGGGUGGGAUGCGAUUUACGACGGGGCGCACAGGAACUUGUGGAUGACAAAUCAAAAAAAGAAAAAGAAAAAGAAAAGAAAAGAGUGAGUGGUUCGGUGGUCAGUAUAAUUCCCUCCGCCUCGGAAAUAUUUCUGUGGAUUGGAAAAAAAAAACUAGGCAGUUUGGAUAGCAAUUGUGUGAGAGUUUAAAGGCACAUGUGUCGCCACAGUUACAUAUCUGAGGAUCAUUCCCUGCAGCUGCUGGUGCUGCUGCUGUUACUGUUACUGCAGCUGUUGUUGCUGCUGUGUCUACAGCUGCUUCUCUUACUGCAGUUAUUGCUGUGUCUACAGCUGCUUCUCUUACUGCAGUUAUUGCUGUUUCUGUGGUUACAGCUACAGCUGUUACUGCAGCUGUUGUUGCUACUGUCAUCACUCUCCUGGUGCAGCUGUUGGCAUCUUAGGGGUGACCUCGACGCGGGUGUGGAAGUGAUCCGAGCAGUAGCAUGGAGGUGUUGACACUAGCUGGCUCGCGAGCACCGCACCAAGACGUGCCCAUGGACCUCACCACCGGCAGCCGUCCUAAGCUCGUGCUUCACCACUCGUGGCCUCGUCUCAGGAAGGAUCCCAAGUGCGCCUUGGAGCCAAGCACCAAGCUGACUACCCAUGCUAUGCUCAGCGCUUCGCCUGCCACUGCCAGCCGCUAUAUCCCUAUCCCCAAGAAGAGGCACUGCCAGGCUAGAGCUUCCCCACCUUCCCCACCAGACUCCCCGUUUCCUAAAUCCCAGUCCCCAUGGAUAAGCAGUUAUUCUCCGCCAACUUCCACAGUCUGGGAUACGUCAAAUACAUAUUCGCCUGAAGUCGCUAGAAAAAAAGCAAGGAUUGAAUCUCCCCAACCAUCAGAUUUAGCUUACGAAUCUAAUUUCCGGCCACCAUCAGCUGAAGAAAAGAACGAUGCUACCACUAACAGUAGCAGUAGCAGUAGCGGGGGCGUCAGUAGCGACAAGCGCCGGGAGUUAGGGGCGGGGCCAGCUAGUGGUAAUGGUGAUAGAGUGGAGGCCGGAGAAGUCUUAAGUCAGUCAGUCAUGAGGCCGCGACAGAGCCAGUGCUCGCCACUUGUCGAGAGUUCCUUGCUCGGCAGCAGUACUCGGAUAGCAGUGAGUGAGAGAGACGGUGUUCCAGGGAGCCACCUGCUCACAGCUCUCCUCCACCUCCAGACUUCGACGAUUUCCCAGGGGAUGCUGCCCCCGGCCGCCCUGAAGGACACAGAAGCACUGCUGGCUGCAGUGCAUCAGUCACAGAUGCUUUACUACACCUACUGCUCCCAGCUUAUCCAGAACCUGCAGGCCAAGCAGCUGGAGCAACACCAUCACCACCUGCAGGCCAAGCAGCUGGAGCAAAACCUGCAGGCCAAACAGCUGGAACAACAUCUGCAGGCCAAACAGCUGGAGCAACACCAGAUGCAUCAACACACUCGUCUCGACUACGAGACAGAGCUGGAAACUUACACUCGACUCGAGGACAACAAGUCUGAUAAUUACGAGGACGAGACCGAGGAAGAUUUAAACGUAACAGAAGAGGACCGGCUUACAGGUCUCGCCUCCAUCUUAAGAGCGAGACUAAACAGCCAGGAGACGCCACAGCCGACUCCGGACCCUCAGUCUUCCUCAGCCGGGUCCCCGAGCUUAACUCUUCCCUCCAGCACGACGGGGGGUGAGGACUUCGACCUGUCCCCUACGGAGUCGUCUGCAGGAGCCAGGAAGCGUGCUCCCCGGGCCCUCACAGGCAAGCAUGUGAGACCAGGCACGGGAGCAUCAGCCAGUACCCUCCUCACCCUGCGUCAGAAGCUGCAGGAGCGCCAGAAAUACCGAGAAGUGUACGGGGAAGAUCCGCCCCAACCCUCCAAAUCCAGCAAAACCCGAUCAAGGAAGCGGUGAGGUGUACCAAGCUGGAUAACAGAGCGACUUCACCUUUGUGGCCAAUGUUUGAAAUAAUAUCUUCAGUAUAUGAAGAAAUGAUAAAACUUACAAUGCAUAAGAAGCAAUAGCAAUUCUGUGUGUAAUAAACACAGGUAUACUAGUGUUCUCAAUUCUCACAAUGAUGCGAUUUGUCCUAAAGUAGUUAGGCAGCCGUUCUAAGACAAACAUCACAGACGGUGCAGAUCAAGCUAUUGGGUGGUGAGGUAACAUAGAAUGCAUUGUGUACGUGUAAUGGAGGGCUCAGAGUGCUCGAAAAGUGAGUGAGGCCACGGAGGGAGGCUCUAUGCUCAGGUUUACCUCAAGGCCUCAAAAAUUGGGAGCUGCGGUUGGUGGCCCGGUGUGCCACCUCACCAUGGCUGCAGGUGCUGCUGUGUUAGGAAAGAACAUGAUGUAUUGGUUUCUCUACUAUAUGAUUGACCUGCCCUCAGGGGUGCAGCUAGAGGCUGUGUCCCUCCCAGUCCUAGCCCUCAUCACGCUUCUGUUGUACCUUCGUGCGCUUGCGUGCGUCAGUGUGCACCUACAUACGCCUGCGUGUGCCUACGUGCGUUUGCGUGGACACGUUUAUCUACGUGCGCCUUACCAAAUUGCUCAAUUUUUCUGCCCUGGACUUCCAAACUGUCCAAAGUCUUGGCUAGCUUUUUCAAGCAAAAGUUGACAGCACCGAUGUAACACUAUAACAGCUCCGUAAGGCCCAUUAAUGAAAUGCUGAAGCUGUUUUUAUACAGAACAAAUGUUUUCCUUACUCAUCUCUCAUAUAUAGUUACUUCGUAGUGAAUUUACAAAAUAUUUCUCAUCACGGAUUCUCAGAUUCAUGCUUUAACAUUAGAAAGUGUGUAUGUACGAAGUAAUUAGAAAUGGAAGUCACAGUACAGUGUCUGGAACAAUUCAGAAGAAAAAUCAAAAUUCCAAGUUGGACACGAGAGGACAUUACGGUCCCUCCUGGGCCAUGACAAACUCACAGGUGCAUUAAUGAUAGCUCAGCGAUAACGAUAAAAAAAAACAUUGAAAUAUAUGAGAGCAAGCUUCUGAUAUAGACUUGAAGGUUGAAACGUCUGGUUGGCACAUAUCUUACUCUGGUCGGUGGUGUUCCAGAGAUGAUUCUUACAUUCCAGUGUGACACAUCAUUCCUGCCAGUGUUAGGGAGGCCCCGCACUGACCUAUAUAUUAUAUUUUGACUCUCAGUCCCGCCAUAUCUGCUUAUAUUCUGCAAAGUUCCCACUGAAUUUUGUGUCUUUUAUCCUGCACAGUGUGAAUACAGACUUGGCAUUAUCAAACAUACUCUUAUUAAGAGUAUAGUUAUCAUCAAAGGUAUAGUGACCAUGAAGGUAGUUUAAUGUACCCUGGUGAGUAUAUAUAUAGUGACCUUGAUGGUAGUGUACUCUGGUGGGUAUAGUGACCUUGUUGGUAGUGUACCCUGGUAGGAUUAGUGACCUUGAUGGUAUUGUACCCUGGUGGGUAUAGUGACCUUGAUGGUAGUGUACCCUAGUGACCAUGAUGGUAGCGUACCCUGGUGGGUAUAGAGACCAUGAUGGUGGUCUACCCUGGUAGGCAUAGUUACUAUGAUGAUGGUGAACCCUGGUAGGUAUAGUGACCUUGAUGGUAGUGUACCCUAGUGACCAUGAUGGUAGUGUACCCUGGUAGGAAUAGUGACCAUGAUGGCAGUGUACUCUUGUGGGUAUAGUGAGCAUGGUGGUAGUGUACCCUGCUGGGUAUAGGGGCCAUGAUGGUAGUGUGCCAUGCUGGGUACAGGGACCAUGAUGGUAGUGUACCCUAGUGGGUAUAGUGACAAUGAUGGUAGUGUACCAUGCUGGGUAUAGUGACCAUGAUGGUAGUGUACCUGGUGUAUAGUGACCAUGAUGGUAGUGUACCAUGCUGGGUAUAGUGACCAUGAUGGUAGUGUACCUGGUAGGUAUAGUGACCAUGAUGGUAGUGUACCGUAGUGGGUAUAGUGACCAUGAUGGUAGUGUACCUGGUAGGUAUAGUGACAAUGGCGGUAGUGUACCUUGGUGGGCAUAGUGACCAUGAUGGUAGUGUACCCUGGUGGGUAUAAUUACUUUGAUGGUAGUGUACCCUGGUGGUUAUAGGGACCAUGAUGGUAGUGUACCCUGGUGGGUAUAGUAACCAUGAUGGUAGUGUACCCUGGUGGGUAUAGUGACCAUGAUGGUAGUGUACCCUGGUGGUUAUAGUGACCAUGAUGGUAGUGUACCCUGAUGGGUAUAAUGACCAUGAUGGUAGUGUACCCUGGUGGGUAUAAUGACCAUGAUGGUCGUGUACCCUGGUGGGUAUAAUGACCAUGAUGGUAGUGUAUUCUGGUGGGCAUAAUGACAAUGAUGGUAGUAUACCUUGGUGGGUAUAAUGACCUUGAUGGUAGUGUACCCUGGUGGGUAUAAUGACCAUGAUGGUAGUGUACCCUGGUGAGUAUAAUGACAAUGAUGGUAGUAUACCUUGGUGGGUAUAAUGACCUUGAUGGUAGUGUACCCUGGUGAGUAUAAUGACAAUGAUGGUAGUAUACCUUGGUGGGUAUAAUGACCUUGAUGGUAGUGUACCCUGGUAGGUAUAAUAACCUUGAUGGUAGUGUACCCUGGUGGGUAUAAUGACCUUGAUGGUAGCGUACCCUGGUGGGCAUAAUGACCAUGAUGGUAGUGAAACCCUGGUGGGUAUAAUAACCUUGAUGGUAGCGUACCCUGGUGGGUAUAAUGACCAUGAUGGUAGUGUACCCUGGUGGGUAUAAUAACCUUGAUGGUAGCGUACCCUGGUGGGCAUAAUGACCAUGAUGGUAGUGUACCCUGGUGGGCAUAAUGACCAUGAUGGUAGUGUACCCUGGUGGGCAUAAUGACCAUGAUGGUAGCGUACCCUGGUGGGCAUAAUGACCAUGAUGGUAGUGUACCCUGGUGGGUAUAAUGACCAUGAUGGUAGUGUACCCUGGUGGGUAUAAUGACCAUGAUGGUAGUGUACCCUGGUGGGCAUAAUGACC